Messenger RNA from Letharia columbiana, 975 nucleotides. RefSeq lists its product as uncharacterized. The transcript is spliced from 3 exons. Gene Ontology annotation, molecular function: oxidoreductase activity. NCBI's taxonomy places the organism in Eukaryota, Fungi, Ascomycota, Lecanoromycetes, Lecanorales, Parmeliaceae. The record is from RefSeq and is a predicted model, not a curated record. The coding region runs from base 1 to 975 and encodes 324 amino acids.
AUGAAUCAUUCUCCACAGAAACACAUCCAUCCUUACCACCGGCCUUUGCCCGCCCAAUCUCAAACUACGGACAAAGGCAGAGCAGAAGCUGAAGCAUACUACAACUCCGACUCCCAAUCCAACAUGUCUCCCUCCAAGCUCGCCCUCACGGACCUCCUUCCUCUCCACAACUCCUCAGUCAAAAUUCCCCGCCUUGGUUUCGGCAUUUACCAGUCUCCUACCAACGUCUGCAUUAAUUCCUGCCUCACAGCCCUCAAAUCUGGAUACCGCCACAUCGACUCUGCACAAUUCUACCGCAAUGAGACAGAGAUGGGUGAAGCGGCGCGGCAGUCAGGCAUACCCCGCAAUGAGGUCUUCCUGACUACCAAAAUCAUGAGCGCUGGUGGCAGUGCAGAGAAGACGUACAAAAAGUGUUUGGAUAGUGUACACAAGAUUGACGGGGAGGAGGGUUAUGUGGAUCUCUUCCUAAUACACACGCCAAGUGGAGGGUCUGCGGCCGUGAAAGAGAUGUAUCAGGCGUUGGAGAAAUUAGAGAGUGAGGGGAAGGCGAAGAGUAUUGGCGUUAGCAAUUUUGGAGUUGGGCAUAUUGAGGAGAUGAAAGAAUAUGCACGGAUAUGGCCGCCACAUGUGAAUCAGAUUGAGCUUCAUCCGUGGAACCAACAACGAACAAUAGUCGACUAUUGCAACCAACAAAAGGUCGUCAUCGAAGCGUACUGCCCACUCGUGCGCAACCUCAAAGCACACGACCAGACUCUCGUUGAAAUGUCAAAGAAACAUGACAAAACUACAGCGCAAAUACUAAUCAGGUACUCAUUACAAAAAGGGUGGGUUUCAUUGCCAAAGAGCGAUACGCCCAGCCGAAUUGAAGCAAAUGCGGAUGUAUACGGCUUCAGUUUGACUGAUGAGGAUAUGGAAACCUUGGACUCUCUGGAUCAAGGGGCCAAGGGGGCGAUUGUGCAGGCAGUGAAGAAUUAA